This is a messenger RNA of Thlaspi arvense, 369 nucleotides long. The record is from the annotation of a GenBank genome assembly. NCBI's taxonomy places the organism in Eukaryota, Viridiplantae, Streptophyta, Magnoliopsida, Brassicales, Brassicaceae.
AUGAACAAAAGCAGCUUCAAGCAAGACCAUGAUUUCGAGAAACGAAAUGCUGAGGCUUUAAGGAUCAGAGAGAAGUAUCCUGAUCGAGUUCCGGUGAUUGUAGAGAAGGCAGAGAAAAGUGAUAUCACAAACAUCGACAAGAAGAAAUACCUUGUCCCAGCGGAUUUAACUGUUGGCCAGUUUGUGUAUGUGAUCCGCAAACGAAUCCAACUUAGUGCAGAGAAAGCUAUAUUCAUCUUUGUCGAUAAUGUUCUUCCUCCCACCGGAGCGAUGAUGUCAACCAUCUACGAGGAGAAGAAAGAUGAUGAUGGGUUCUUGUAUGUUUCAUACAGUGGCGAAAACACAUUUGGAUCCAAAAUUGAUCACUGA